This is a messenger RNA of Armigeres subalbatus, 840 nucleotides long. RefSeq lists its product as uncharacterized. The record is from RefSeq and is a predicted model, not a curated record. The transcript has a single exon. Lineage: Eukaryota; Metazoa; Arthropoda; Insecta; Diptera; Culicidae. Bases 1 to 840 code for a protein of 279 amino acids.
AUGUACACUGAAUUCAUCCAUGAAUAUUUGUUGAUGGGGCACAUGAAGCAAGUUCCGGAGGAAUGUUCCGAGAAACCAGUGUAUUAUAUGCCACACCACGCAGUUCUUCGCCCGGACAGCACGACUACCAAACUUCGUGUAGUCUUCGAUGCGUCAUGUCGCACAUCGACAGGGCUAUCUCUGAACGAUGCAUUAAUGGUGGGACCGGUUGUUCAGGACCCUCUUCUGGCUAUGCUGGUCAGAUUCCGCCUCCAUCGAAUUGCAGCAGUUGCCGACGUCGCAAAAAUGUACCGAAUGGUACUUACUCAGCCGGGAGACCACCCUCUCCACAAAAUCGUGUGGAGGGAUUCGAAGGAGGAGCCUAUCAAAAUCUUCGAACUCACCACAGUCACAUACGGGACCGCCAGCGCGCCAUACUUGGCAACAAGAUGCCUGAAGAAGCUUGGUGAAGAUUGUGCAACAACGCAUCCAGUAGCAUCUGACGUCAUCCUGCACGAUUUUUACGUUGAUGAUAUGUUGUCGGGAGCAGAUAACAUCAAGGAAGCCAAGCUAUUAGUGAAGCAAGUGGAAGAAGUGACCAAUUCGGCAGGGUUCAUUCUCCGAAAAUGGAACUCAAACUCUCCGGAGUUGCUCCGCAGUAUUCCGAAGAAAAUGCGGGACGAUCGUUCAGUGCUAGACCUCCAAUCAUCAAGUACGACGGUGAAGACUUUAGGAUUGCAAUGGAAUGUGACGGCCGACGAAUUUCAAUUCAGCUUUCCCCAAUGGAAGUCGGAUGCUGCGAGUAUCACCAAGCGAAGCAUUCAUUCCGAUGCAGCUUGCUUUUUGACCCUUUGGGAUUAG